ACAACCGUUGAAACCAAUACAGAAGAGAGAGUAGAAUUUUGUGAGAAAAAGAGAAAAAAAAGGUAUUUUUAUGAUAAAGAUAAGAAAGAAGAAAAUCAAAUAUGCCAUUGAUUGAGCUUACAGUUAACCAUUUGUGUAAAUCACACGAUUUGUGUUUAUAUUCGUGAUCUUAAAAAGUGACACAAAGUGAUUAGUUUGUUCGUGUGGUAACAAGAGGCUCCACCGCGCGGUUGAAAGGCGGCCUCCGGGUGGCCCAUUGGAAUGGAGAAUUCGGUGAAAAAUAAUAGUGAGUUACUUUCUGAAAAUGUUCGUAUUUAAUUCCUGGAAAGAGAUAAUGUUUAUUUUAGUACCAAAAAAAUCAUAAAAAGAACUAUAUACUAAGAUUCAGAAACUGAUAAGUAAAGUGUCUUAAUCAAUCAAAGAAUUAAGCAGUGUUUCUGGUCCAGAAUUAACUACUACCACCAGCAGCAUCACCAAGAGGGUGAAUUCGCAAUGCUAACAAGUAGUCCACCAGCUGAUAGUGAUAAAAUGGUUGGGUAUAAGCCCAUCGUUGUUGUUUGUUUUGUUAGGAUUUUCACGUAAUUCUAAUGUAAAAAAUUUUAAAAUAAGUAUAUUAGAGAAUUCUAACUAACUUUUGAGCUGGAGCAAUUAAGAAACCCCGAGGAGGUGGUGGAGGCGGAGUACGAUGAGCUCAGAUAAUCAUGAUAGAUCAAGAAUUGCUCACAAGAGCCAGAGGGCUAGUGAAGAAUGUACUUUUGAUACAAGGAAAAUUAAAAAAGAAAGGAAUGAAAUUUGUGGAGAAAAUGGAUCUCAUACUAAUGCUAUCGAUGGAUUUAAUGUUUUAAUUAAUGACUCAGGGAAUGAACAAACAUUAAGAGAACGAGCAGGUGCCGGUUCGAGGCUGUCAAAUGGUAUUCAUAACAUUGAUAUUCUUCAAGAUAUCAUUUCAGCUAAAUUAACAUCAAAUGCUCAUGGUCCUGGAUCUGCAGCUAAAAAUGAAAAGAUUCGACAUAUGAUUGAAGAGAGUAUCAGUGACGAGUCAAAAUCUCGAGUUCAAGAAAUUUAUCUUAGCGUGGAGCAACUUACAGUAGAAGAGAAAUUAUUGUUGUACCUGAAACUGCCUACAUCACUACUUAAUCCAAGUAGUAGUGUAGAUCCGCUGAGGCAACCAUUAAAUCCUCUUGGUAAUCGUUAUGAAAUCCAUCAAACAAUUAUGUGGAUUAAAACACAUUUGGAAGAAGAUCCUGAUGUAUCAUUACCUAAACAAGAAGUUUACGAUGAAUAUAACUUUUUCUGUAUGAGCAAUUUAAUGAAACCAUUAUCUACUGCAGAUUUUGGUAAAGUUAUGAAGCAAGUUUACCCACGAGUACGACCACGAAGACUCGGAACUCGUGGGAAUUCUCGUUACUGUUAUGCAGGAAUGAGGAAACGUGUAAAACUUGAUACUCCAACAUUGCCUGCAAUUUUAGGAACAGAGGAUGAAGACUUUGAAAAAUCAGUUACUGAAGAAAUGCUUGGAGCAGCAUCAACGUUGAUUAGAGAAUGGGCUGAAAGUACAUUAGGACAUAAAUUUCAAUCAUUAAGUGCAUUAGCUCGUCAUUUAGUUCAGAAUCUUUGCGUCAACACUCGAUCGUUAGCCGCUGUGUGUAUUCUUAGCGCUUCAGAAGAUUCGUCAACCUCGUCUAAUAAAAUUUUAGAGACACCCCCAAAAUCAUCAACGCCAAUUGGGGGAAAAUCAGGAAAAUCAAGAGAAGUGCAAUUGCAAUUACAAAAAAAACUCCAACAACGAGAAAAUAGUCGUGAUCAAAAACAUCGACAGACUGACUCAAUUCAAAAUCACAAUAAGGAUAAAAGUAUAGAAACACGAAAUUCAAUAGGAAAAAUAUGUAAGAAAACUAAAUCAAAUCAAUAUCCGCCAACAAAUUCGACGCCAAAUUUAAUAAUAAAAUCAACAUCAACUGUAAAUCGGUCUAAAAAACUGUCGCGGUCUGCAAGUCAGGCUUGUACGGUAUCACCACAAUUAAACUGUGAUAAUACAUCAAUACGAGCACUAGAAGAGCCGCUAAAUGGUUCAUGUCUUAGAUCAUGUACCCCUAAUAAUUCUAGUUCUCCAAGAGAAAUUAAAGCUCCAACAAAAACUUCCCGAAAACGAAUAAGCCUAGAUCAAACACGAAUUAGUACGGAAACAAGCCCAGAAAAACAAGCUAAACUAUCUGGUGAACAAGAAUCUAUUAAAACUGAAGAUCUUAAAAUAUCUCUGCCAAAAGUAUCAACUAUUCAACGACCGGGUAAAAUUUUAGUUAUAUCUCCAAGUAAUGUAAAAACUACUAAACUAGAAGUAGUUGAUAAUUCAACUGUAAAAAAUUCUAAAUACUAUGAAAGUGCUAUAGAAACUCAAAAAAAUAUGAACGGCCGUUCAACGGCUGAAACAAAUGUGGCUGUUUCAGUAGAUGAUUGUAGUGGUUUAACAAAAGACCCAUUACGUAUUCUUCAAGAAGAUCCUACUUUUUUGGAUAAAAAUGAUAAAUUAUGUACUAUUGAUACAGAUGCUUUAGAUGAUUAUUUAAAUGGUGGCAAUAAUUCACAAGAACCUGAAGAAGAGCUUCUUCAAUAUUUUCAACAAUCGAAUUCAUCUAGUUCGGAUAAUGAAUCAAUUCAGCAUGUCAUUAGUACAGAUACAGAUCAAACAUCACGAUCUGAUCAAGUUUCUCAGUUACGAUUAAUUUUACAGCAGAAUCUCAAGGGAACAGUAAGAGUUGAAACUUCAGCAAAAACAAACCAAUUGGAAAAAAGUGAGGUACAAAAAGAAGAUAUUACAUUGCCAAUUUUAUUGAAUCAUCAAAAUCAAACUAGCUCACGCAGACGUGUAAGCUUUGAGACCAGUGUCGUAGAACACGUACAGGAAUCUAGUACUCCUGUUCAGACUAUUCCACAAAGUCCAAAUACACGUCGUCGUACAUUCAAUUUCACACCUAUUUCGCCGAGUCCUCAUUCGCCCAGUAAUGGGCGCGCUUCCAAACCAAAUUCUGCCAAUGCUAGUCCUUUUGUUUCACCUCGAAACACUCCUGUUCCACGAUCACGAAGUAAUGUAGCUGGCGUAUGUAGAUCAAGAACCAGUCAAAAAUCAUUAUCCCGUUCCACAUCAUGUAUUGCACCUUAUACUGGUAAAACUGAUAUUUUUGUUGUACCUUCAAGUAACAAUGAAACACUGAAAUCAUCACCAUCAUCAUUUGGAUGCCCUAAAAAUGUUGAAGUUCAAGUUAAUAAUAAUAUUGGAACACUUAGUAUGGGACCAGAUAAAUUAACUUCACUUCUUAAUGAUAUAAAUCCACAGAAACAAUUGUUGAUUAAUUAUCCAAGUCAAGAAAAUCUUCUGGAAAUAAAAAAUGUUCAUAGACGAAGUAAACCUGCAGAUCAAGAAAUAAGUGAAUUACUAAAUAGUGUAAAACCAUUAAGUAAUGAAUUAUAUCGGUCGCAAUCAGUUCCACUUCAUCGAAUGGUAAACCCAGCACUUAUGUCACCAAUAUCAACUGGAACAUUUCAAAGUUAUCAUAGUGUCAAUCCAUCUACAAGUAGUUCACUUGUUCAUACUCCAGUACCAAGUGAAUUCGAUGAUUUUGGAUCUAUUGGUCAACCCGAUAAUUAUCUUUUAGAUGAUACUAAUUUUAUGAAUAACGAUCAACAGUUUCUCAUGGAAGAAAAAGAGAUAUCAUCAGAAAAUAUUACCAAAAUCUUGAAUUUUUUAGGCGGAGAAGAUGGAAAAGUUUCAAAUAUAUUACCUGAGCAAUCUGAUGAAAUUAUAAAUGAUACUGAUUUGAUUCUCGAUUCAAUUCCAAACUCAAACUUGAAUGUACAAGAAACAAUGUUGGAUCCAUCAACAUUAAAUCCAACUGUCGAUGCUUUUCAAAAAAUAAUUCAAUCAAGGUCGUAUCCAAAUACUCCACUGCCUCCAGCAAUGUCUUAUCCAUCAGCUUUUACGGAAGACAGUAAUGGAUCUAGAUCUUAUCCUUCCACUCCAUUGCAUACCAUUCAACCUCAAGAAGUUUAUCAAGAAACUAAUGAACCCAUGUUAUCUAGCCCAACUUUAAAUUCAUUGAAUUUACAAGGAGAACCAGCUAAUGCUGAUUCAACUGAUACUGUUUGUAGAAAUGUUUCGAAUUUGUUAGAGUCUAAUUUUCUUGAAGAUGUCGAAGUCGAAGAUAAUUUAAAUUCUUUGAGUAAUUUCGACGGGUUACAAGAUGUCGAUUCAUUAACUCCUUUAUUUAACGAAGUAUCUGAGACCAAUCAAUAAUCGAAUUUAAGUGCUCAGUUAAUGGAAUGAUCAAUUCAGUGAAUAAUAAAUUAGUGGUACAUCCACUUUCUUGUUAGGCUGUGGCGAUAGUUGAUCCUUUUGCUUCAUUCUAUUUAUUAGUAAAUAAAUAAAAUGAACAAAAUGGUGAAUAUAAAUAAAAAAAGAAAAAAAUAUAGACAACAAAAAAUGUGAUAAUUUCUCAUUAAAGACUGUACACAAGUAGUACAGGUUGUUUUAUAAAAAUGACAGCACUGCCACAUAAAUUUUUCUUUUUUUUUUUAAUGUGGCCAAAGGCAGUUUCCUCGGCCCGGAUUAUUUUUAUGAAACGUAAAUAAAAUAAUUCAACGUGAUACAAAAAUAAUUAUUAAAUUAUCCAGUUUACACAUGCAUCGUGUAGAAAUAAUUUAAGAACUAAGUAUUUCGGUCACGAUCAUUUCGUGAUUUUAUUAAUAAAACUCUUUUUCAUGCUAAAAAAAACAAAUAACUAAAUACAACAAAGGCACGAUAAAAAACGAUAAAUCGAUAUGUAGAUGUGAUGAUUCGAAAUUCUUAAAAAUUUUUUUUUCCACGAAAAUUAGGUUUUAAUUAAGAUCUGAUUUAAAUAACAUUUAUUUAAUUAAAUUUAAGAUGAAUAAAUUGAGAUAUUAGUCAUGGAUUAAUUAUAUUGAAAUACGAUAAAAAUAAAAUAAAUUACCAAUGGCAAGAUUUUAUGAA
Messenger RNA from Chelonus insularis, 5005 nucleotides. RefSeq lists its product as uncharacterized. Gene Ontology annotation, molecular function: RNA polymerase II cis-regulatory region sequence-specific DNA binding; DNA-binding transcription factor activity, RNA polymerase II-specific. The transcript has 5 exons. Gene Ontology annotation, biological process: regulation of transcription by RNA polymerase II. NCBI's taxonomy places the organism in Eukaryota, Metazoa, Arthropoda, Insecta, Hymenoptera, Braconidae. The record is from RefSeq and is a predicted model, not a curated record. The coding region runs from base 686 to 4291 and encodes 1201 amino acids.